Chelmon rostratus (copperband butterflyfish) is the source of this 806-nucleotide messenger RNA. Its product is annotated as brain and acute leukemia cytoplasmic protein. Gene Ontology annotation, cellular component: cytoplasm. The transcript has 3 exons. Lineage: Eukaryota; Metazoa; Chordata; Actinopteri; Chaetodontiformes; Chaetodontidae. Bases 58 to 447 code for a protein of 129 amino acids. The record is from RefSeq and is a predicted model, not a curated record.
GAGGAUGCUGCGGCUGCUGUGAGACAAGUCGAGCCGUGUCAGCUGCGCCCACCGUGGAUGAUUGUCCCGAUGGGUUGUGGAGGGAGUCGGGCGGACGCGAUCAUCGAGCCGAGGUAUCAUGAGAGCUGGACCAGAGAAACGGAAUCGACGUGGCUCACCAACACGGACGUUGAGACCUCUUUGCCAGUAGCCAACAGUAAAGCACUGGAGGCCAGUCUGAGGGAGAAGAGGAUGGUGAACACAGGCACUCAGUGUGGGAAGCAGGCCCUCACAUCCACUGGCUCCAACCACCAGAGGAGACCCAGACGCUCCCUGAGCGAUCAAACCACUCGCGACUCCAAAAGGAGGGCAUCAAAAGAGGCCAGUGCUUUGGCUAAGGAUGGGCAGCCUGUCAAUAUCAGCAGCAGUGGAGACGCUGAACCUGGGAAUGCGUGUGAUGAAAGAUGAAGACGAGCCAAGACUUUGCGAAGAGAAAGAUGGACGUUCACCAGAAGAUGGGAUGGUGAUUUACUGAAAGUGUGCGGAUGAUGUUCGCGAGUGACUUUUGCAAGAUCUCGGCCGUCGAUGUCAGUGCGUUACAACAUAAGCACCUGCAUAUGUCUCCAUCCAAAGAUCUCGGGAUGCUGCAUCUUUGUCGUGCCAUUGCAAAUGCAUGUGUGAAGCAGAGAGUGGGUGAGAAACAGUGUUCCCGCCCUCCACCAUGCUUUUCUCCCAUGCUUACGGUGCCAGUCAGGGAAUGUGUCACUGUGCUAAGCCAGUUUUAAGAAAACAAGAACAGACUGUCCCAUAUGCACAUGAUAAUCACA